Messenger RNA from Mucor mucedo, 1887 nucleotides. RefSeq lists its product as uncharacterized. The transcript is spliced from 6 exons. Lineage: Eukaryota; Fungi; Mucoromycota; Mucoromycetes; Mucorales; Mucoraceae. The record is from RefSeq and is a predicted model, not a curated record. Gene Ontology annotation, molecular function: Hsp70 protein binding. Gene Ontology annotation, biological process: protein refolding. Bases 21 to 1430 code for a protein of 469 amino acids. Gene Ontology annotation, cellular component: cytoplasm.
ACACAGCAAACAGAAUUAUAAUGACAACUUCACAUUAUAUCACAUUAGGAGUUACUGAAAAAGCAACUUCCUCUGAAAUUCGUAAGGCAUAUUAUAAAUUGGCUCAAACUUAUCACCCUGAUAAAAACCCCAAUGGAGCCGAAAAGUUCAAAGAAAUUUCGAACGCGUAUGAGAUUUUAUCUGAUCAGGACCAAAAAGUGGCUUAUGAUUUAAAAAGAAAACGCGCAACGGAUUUCGAUUUCGAAAGUUUUUAUGCAAGUACUCCUCCUUAUACCUCAAGACCACGACGCAGGACGCCAACUCCACCAGCUCCACCAACUCCACCAACUCCACCACGACCACCCAGCCCUCCACCACCACCUCCUAAGAGAUCAGACUACCACAUCCACACUACUGCGGAAAUCUCUUUAAAACAAUCAUAUCUCGGCGUGAGCGCCCUCAAGGUUUACUACAACCUAAAGGUGAAUUGCCAAACAUGCCAUGGUAAUGAGAAUACUGCUCUCUUUACUGAGGGUUGUGUGACUUGCAAGGGUGUUGGAUAUGUUCAAACCCGCUUGAGUGAUAAUAGAAAGAAAGUAUCUGUUUUAUGCUCUAGCUGUGAUGGAGCAGGUGUAAAAAGUUACAAAAAGAAAUGCCAGACCUGUCUUGGGGCUAAAGCGACUCGUGUCAGUGUGUUGAUUCCGAUUGCGAAAGGCAUCCAUUCCGGCCACACGAUCAAAGUGGAGAACUAUGGCAAUGUCAUGCCCGACAACGUUACAAAGGGCGACUUGCUUAUCAAAGUGACGGUCGAAGAUAAAUGGGGCUGUUUCUCGCGUCAGGGAGACACCUUACUUGCUUCCAUCGAUAUUAAACUACGAGAUGCUCUCAUGGGAGUGAAUCGAAAGAGAGAUUUUAUUAAACAUAUGGAUGGCCGCCCAUUGAAUAUUCAACAAACCCCCGGCACAGUGAUCACACCCGGCAUGGCCUUCUUUCAGAAAGGUGAAGGUAUGCCCCUAUUCUCUGAUACAAAGGACAACAAGGGUGAUCUUAUCAUUAAAUUUAAUGUUAUCUUUCCUGCACACAUCAACAUUCCCAAGGAUUCAUACGUUCGAGAUGAAAUUGAUAUUAUGUUCGAAACGGAGGAAGAACGUGCGAUCCGAGAGAACACGAUUGUUAUCGAAGAUGACGAAGACCAAGAUGAUGAUAUUAGUUCACGAGACGGAGAUACCAAUGAAGAAGGGGAUAUAUCUGUAGAUAGUACCGAUGGCGCUCAGAACGAGGCCCAUAGUUUAGGAGACGACAGUGAAGAUGAACUGGUAUCAGAUUCUGUAAACGAUCCUUAUGACGAUACAGAAGCCCAGUUUUAUGAUUGUGAUGAUCGUAGCCACUCGGAUUCAGGAAGCUCAUACUCUCAUUACAACGUACACGAAAUCGUUGAUAGUGACAAUUAAGAUACUUGAAAAAAGUCCAUCAGUAUUGAAUAUGAUAUGUAUAUAUGAAACGAAGAAAUGUUUUUGGUAAUUCAACAAACCAUACCCAUACAUGAGCGUCAUGCCUCGUAUGGAAAGUAUUGUGAUUUCUAAUGGCAUUAGUAACACACAGUAGUCAAUCAACAACAAUUGAUUGACGAUUAAUUAAAAAUAGUUUGUGCAUUGGGGACAGUCUUGGGAAUAAGUGAGUGGGGGGGGAUGGGAUACGCUUAAUUUUUCAUUGUCUUUGUUUUGAGUUCCAUAUAUCAGACUUUUCGUUCACUAUUUUGCCUUACUUGUACCAACUAUGCAUUUUUAUUGUUACUACGUAACUACUCAGAUGUUUGCGUUAAAGAGAGUAUAUAUGUUUAAUACGAUUACACUUCAGUUAUUGAGCGGACCAAUUCAUUCCUUGAUACGACUGAGAUUUUAAUUAUUU